ACACCUUUUCACAACGAGUUAAAUGAAAGGCGUUAAAAAAAAGGUUAACUCCCAACGAAAUAAAAAGCUCAGAGAAGAAAAAAGGCGAUUAAACAUAUAACCAUGGAAUCACGCAUCUUUUAAACGGUCUGUUGCAAUCAAGGUUAAGGCCUUUUUCCUCUUGUUUAUAUCGCGGACAAACGAGCCGUUUUUCUUAAGCAGUAAUAAAAAUGGCGAUCUGAAAUCAGCCAGUUAUGACGAUAUUCCUUUCGGAAUUAGAACGGGAUAGUCCAUCUUUUACUAUUAUGUGAUUUGCGUGUGGCCAUACUUCCUCGUGAGGAUCAUAUAUCGAGCAGACAACUUUUUUAAAGGAAAAGCCAAACGACAGAGAAAAAAAAUGAUGUCAUUGUCUGAAUCAUACUCAGAAAAAUUGAAAGAACAUGAACACUGGGUCAAAGCAGCGCGCAAGAACGUUUAGAGAUCACACUGUUUCCUCCGCAAAACAUUAUAUGAAAUAUCUUUCUUCUUCGAAUGCAACAAGUUAAACGAUGUGGUCAAAAUAUAUUACAAAAUAUUUUAUCUUCCUUAGUUUGUGGAUAGCUGUGCAGAUAGCAAAUUCUUACCAAUACAUUCGAAAAGACUUCGAAGGUAUAGUUGAAAUACCUUUACUUACACCUGGAAGCGAUACAGAAACAAUUCCACAUUUUAUUCCUGGUUCUCUAAGUGGUGAAGUGACAUCAGAAAGCACUGAUGCUGACAUUUAUGAUCAGAUUUCACCUUCAAGAGAUACAACGACACCCACGUCGAGAAUCAACUCGAUCAAAAGAACAAGAUACUUGCAUAGUUCUGAAAGCCCAUCGACCCUCGAAGCAGUACUGAGUGCACCACCUCCAUUUCAUAAAAGUUGGUAGUAUAAAAUAGGUUCUCAUCAUGACAAAACUGCCUUUCAUGAAAACCAAAGAAAGCUGAUGAUUCUUGCACUACAUGAAAAUUAAAUUAUUUUUCUUCAUCUUUAAACGAUAAACAUUCCAUUGAAAAGUGUUUGUGUACAUUUUGUGUUAUUAAACAUCUGAAUCAAUUUGAAAA
Molecule: messenger RNA, 1065 nt
Organism: Stegodyphus dumicola
Lineage: Eukaryota; Metazoa; Arthropoda; Arachnida; Araneae; Eresidae
Source: RefSeq, a predicted model, not a curated record